Aspergillus homomorphus CBS 101889 is the source of this 1227-nucleotide messenger RNA. RefSeq lists its product as uncharacterized. Gene Ontology annotation, biological process: mitochondrial respiratory chain complex III assembly. The record is from RefSeq and is a predicted model, not a curated record. Bases 63 to 1031 code for a protein of 322 amino acids. Gene Ontology annotation, cellular component: mitochondrion. The transcript is spliced from 3 exons. Lineage: Eukaryota; Fungi; Ascomycota; Eurotiomycetes; Eurotiales; Aspergillaceae.
GCUUUUUACACGUAUGAUACAGACUCGGCUCGCUGAAUUCCGAUAACAUGCAGCCUCACAGUAUGUCCUACAUUGCAACGAGGCCCAUGUGGACACAAGGGUUGUAUCUAUCGCAAUAUUCAAGAAUUCAGGUUAUGCCUCCCAUUAAACUUUCAAGAUCAUACUUAGCCUCACGUCGAUUGAUGUGCAGCGCAAGGAAUUUCAGACAAAAGCCGGCUACCAAGUUUCUUAUCCCAGCACCGCGCUACCUCAACCAGACGCCGGGACGCACCGUAACGUCGGCUUCUAAAUUCAACUUGCAAAGUACUCGAGCUUCAUCGCAGCUAGCUCAGGCAAUUGCUUCACGUCCUGGCACACCUGCAGAGACUUACGUUGCUUAUGGAAUGACGCAGAAGCUCUUUGAGGCUUGCUCGAGCCAAGCAGAGUACACUAUACCGCAGUUGAACCACAAAGGAGGACAGGUUCCUAAGACCGAUGCAGGAGAGGACCUAGGAGUAGGUGAAGGAUGGUGGUAUGAAGAACUGGGCCUCCUCCCCACUUUUUCCACAUGGUCACAAGUCACUUUCUUGCACAUGUACCUAUUGACAGCCCGACUACGCGCUCUACCACCCGAAAGGUUUCAGACUUACUCACAACAUUUGAUCGACCAUUUUUCGCACAAUGCCGAGCAACGCAUGGAUCUACUUCAUGGCCUGAGCAGCCGUGCCAUAAGAAAUAAAUUUCUGAAGGACCUAUUUAUUCAGUGGCGUGGUGCGUUAGCAGCUUAUGAUGAAGGCAUCAUCAAAGGUGACGCUGUACUUGGCGCUGCUGUUUGGAGGAACUUAUGGAAAGCCAGUCAUACCGCACCCAACGGCGGAGAAAUGGACUGGGCCAAGGUUGCCCUUGUCGUUGCGUAUAUGCGACGGGUGCUGCAAGAUCUCUCUCAUGUGAAUGCGUCAGAUUUGGCACUUCGGUUGGGACCCCAAAAGGGAGGGGAGCCUGGCCUAUUUUCAUUCUCUCAUGCAGACCAGAAGCUGGUACAGGGGAAAUGAUGGUUGUUUGGCACUGUAAUACAGGUUGGAAACAGUUGAUAUCGGCAGGCGGUUGCAGAUUUCGAAAGCGGAGGGGGAAAAAGACCAGAAAAGAAAAGAGAAAGAAAGAAUCUUCAACAGUACUGAUUGGAGUUGGUCAAUCGAACUUUUGGUCACAGGCCAUUUUGCACCCAGUUAUAUACAUAGUAAACAUUCC